Molecule: messenger RNA, 650 nt
Organism: Argiope bruennichi
Lineage: Eukaryota; Metazoa; Arthropoda; Arachnida; Araneae; Araneidae
Exons: 6
Coding region: 90-509 (139 amino acids)
Source: RefSeq, a predicted model, not a curated record
UUAUAUUUUAGUCAUAAUUACAUAUAAGUUUCUUUUCAUUUGAGCUCCGCUCCAUAAUACAAAGACUUUAUACUCCAGUUUGCAUUAAAAUGCAGUUCAAUUUGUUCAUUGCGAUGCAAAUUUUUCAAAUUUCUCCAUUCAUUUCGGCAAAAUCUACAGCAGAUUAUUUUGAUUCAAUAGAGAAUCUAGUUGGGGAUAUAAAAGAAACUAUUUGUGAAGAUCCAGAUAAAUUAUAUUCGAGAAUACUCUCAGAAUGCUUUCACGAAACCAAUCUUUAUAAAUACAAACGCGCAUUCAAAGAAUGUUAUGUUGGAAUAGAAGUAGUAAAUGGUAAAAAGCUCUAUGAUUGGAUUUGCUCUCAUACAGAUGAAAGCGCUGAAAAGGCCGAUAAAUGCAUAGAAGAAAAAAUUAAUCAGCAAGCGGGUGAAGAUACUUUUUCUGAAUUGACUUAUGAUGUGAUGAACUGCACCAUAUCAAAACUUCCAUCUGAGGACUACAAAAGAAAGUGAUGGAUCCAAAUGCUACUGAAGCCAUUUUUUUAUCAUGUAUAAAGAAGAGAAAUUUUAGAAAAUUAUGUAAAUUUUGUUGAUGUUAAUUAAAAAAAUAAAUAAAGUGACUUAGAAAUUGUAUAUAAAAGAAUGUGCAGAGUU